UCACGGGGGCGAUGCCGCCACGGCCCCGAGGCCUAGGCGGGGCCGGGGGUGCGCAGGGGCCGCCGGCGGAGCAGGGCGGAGGGAGUGGCCAGCGGCCGUGCCCAGAUUAAGCAGCGGCGCGCCGGGCGUCGGCACUCCGGCGGCCCCGCUCGCUCCGCGCUCCCGCCUCCGGGCCACUCGCCGCUUUCCGCUCCCGAACCCGCCUCCAACUUGCCGCCCGACUCGGUAAGGAGGCAGCUGGGUCACGCGUGUAUUGCGGCGCAGGGGAGCCGGGAGGUGGGCACCGCGCCGGCGGGCGACCAGGGCGGCUCCCGGCGCUGCGGGCGUCCCCGCGAGACUUUAAAACCCCAGACGUAGACAAGCAAGAGUCUCCUGGAAGAGAAGAGAAAACUGACAGAAUUUUUUUUAAGUAUCAAGACUUGACUGUGAAGUAGUGGUGUGCAUGGCGCUAAUGAGGCGCUCUUUCCGGUGCCUGAAGCCGUUGGCCACAGGUCCGUGGUCACUUAUGCUUAUUCUCUUUUCUGCACACCAUGCAUAUGUGAGCGGAAAGAAGUUGACUGGUCCUUGUGGAGGAAGAGAUUGCUCAGUCUGCCAGUGCUUUCCUGAAAAAGGGUCUCAGGGUCAGCCAGGACCACCAGGGCCACAGGGUCCCAUUGGACCCCUGGGGCUGCCAGGCCCCAUUGGAAUUCCAGGAGAGAAAGGGAUGAGAGGUGCCAGUGGCCCACCUGGAGCAGCGGGGGACAAGGGGGACAAGGGUCCAACUGGUGUUCCUGGAUUUCCAGGUUUGGAUGGGAUACCUGGGCACCCAGGACCUCCUGGCCCCAGAGGCAGACCUGGCGUGAAUGGCUACAAUGGCUCAAGAGGUGAUCCAGGUUUUCCAGGAGAAAGAGGAGCUCCUGGCCCAGGAGGCCCCCCGGGUCUUCCUGGGGAAAACGGAGAAAAAGGAGAUUCAGUGUUCAUUUCAGGUGCCAUUAAAGGUAUACAGGGUGACAGAGGGGACCCAGGACCUCCCGGCUUACCAGGACCUAGGGGUGCCAGAGGACCGGCGGGCCCAGUGGGCUCUCCAGGGGAGCCAGGGUUGGCAGGAACUCCGGGCCGUCCUGGGAGUCCGGGUCUGAAGGGUAAUCCUGGUGUGGGAGUAAAGGGGCAAAUGGGAGACCCGGGUGAGGUUGGCCAGCAAGGUUCUCCUGGACCCACCUUAUUAGUACAGCCACCAGAUUCUUCUCUGUAUAAAGGAGAAAAGGGUCUAAAAGGAAUGCCUGGUAUAGCUGGACCUCCAGGACUGCCGGGACCUAAGGGAGAACCUGGUAUUGGGACAAAAGGAGAGAAAGGUGUGCCUGGGUUCCCAGGGCCUCGGGGUGACCCUGGUUCCUAUGGAUCUCCAGGUUUUCCAGGAUUAAAGGGAGAUUCAGGACUGUUUGGAGAUCCUGGACCAUCUGGAUUUCUCGGCCCAAAGGGCGACCCUGGAGACCGCGGGUACCCAGGACCACCAGGUGUUUUGGCAACUCCGUCUCUCCCACUCAGAGGCCCUCCGGGGGAUCCAGGGCUCCCUGGCCGCUAUGGAGAAAUGGGGGCGGUUGGACCCCCUGGCCCUCCUGGCCCCCCAGGGGCACCAGGGGAAACCUGUGCAGGCAUGAUGGGACCCCCUGGGCCAAGAGGGUUUCCUGGUCACCCAGGACCCCCAGGGGCAGCCGGUAUUCCUGGGAGAGCUGAUUCUGCUCCGGGAAAACCUGGGAAUCCGGGACCACCAGGGUCGCCUGGAGCUCCAGGGUUGCAGGGACCCCCGGGAUCAGAUGUUAUCUAUUGCAGAAUUGGGUACCCUGGACCACAAGGAAUAAAAGGCAUAGCGGGUCCUCCAGGAAGCAGAGGCUCAAAAGGAAAAAAAGGCAAUGUGGGGCUCUGUGACUGCAAGCCCUGUCCCACGGGCCCACCAGGACCUCCAGGACUUCCUGGGAGGCAGGGUAGUAAGGGCUCCCUGGGGCUCCCUGGGUGGCUUGGAGAAAAAGGUCACCCAGGCCCUCCUGGAGCUGCAGGGUCUCCAGGACCACCGGGAAAACCUGGUGCCUCAGGACCACCUGGCAGCAAAGGAGAAAAGGGCGACAUGGUUGUAUCGAGAGUUAAAGGGCACAAAGGAGAAAGAGGUCCUGAUGGCCCCCCAGGAUUUCCAGGGCAAGGGGGACAACAUGGUCGAGAUGGACAUGCUGGAGAAAAAGGGGAUCCAGGACCCCCAGGGAAUCAUGAAGAUGCAGCCCCAGGUGAUAAAGGGUCUCCUGGGCCUCCGGGUCCUCCUGGCAGAGCAGGACAUAGGGGGCAUCCAGGAUUGGGACUCCCUGGUCUCCCAGGACAGAGAGGGCAACCAGGAGCUCCAGGUCAUCUGGGUGAGAGGGGCCCUAUGGGCUUGAAGGGCCCAAAAGGUGAUACAAUUCCUUGUAAUAUUACCCAUCCUGGGAGACCAGGCCCUCCAGGUUUUGAUGGACCGCCAGGUCCAAAGGGAUUUCCAGGUCCUCGGGGCACUCCGGGAUGGAGGUGUUUGGAUGGGCAAAAAGGUCAGCGUGGCAAACCAGGAGUAUCAGAAAUGCCUGGUCCACCAGGUUUUCGUGGUGCCACGGGAGACCCAGGUUUCGGUGGUGAAAAGGGGUCCUCCCCUGCUGGGCCCCCAGGCUCUCCUGGGUCACCCGGAGUGAAUGGUCCGAAAGGGCUACCAGGAGAUCCUGCUUACGGCCACCCAGGACCCCCGGGAAUGAGGGGUCUCUCCGGAGUGCCGGGGUUGAAAGGACUCAGAGGUGACCCAGGACGUCCAGGGGCUGCAGGGCCAACGGGCAUGCCUGGAUUCCCGGGCCUCAGAGGUCCCAAAGGCAGAGAGGGAAGUUCCGGGUUUCCAGGUAUCCCAGGUCCACCUGGCCAUUCCUGUGGAAGAGGCGCUGCCGGGAUACCAGGGCAGCCGGGUCUCCCUGGGGCUCCAGGCAGUCCAGGUGCCCCAGGUUGGAAAGGACAGCCAGGAGACGUGGGGCCCCCUGGACCAGCUGGAAUGAAGGGCCUCCCUGGAGUCCUGGGACAGCCAGGGGCUGACGGAGCCCCAGGGCCCCCAGGAGUCCCAGGCCCCUUGGGGGAUGAGGGACUUCCUGGUCUUCCAGGCCCAAAGGGACCCCGGGGGCUGCCUGGCUUCCCAGGUUUUCCAGGAGAGAGAGGAAAGCCUGGCCCAGAGGGACACCCUGGCAGAAAGGGAGAACUCGGCGAGAAGGGGUGGCCUGGCUUCCUGGGAGACCGGGGAGUGAGGGGCGCCAAAGGAGCACAAGGACCCCCAGGAGAUGAAGGAGAAAUGACCAUAAUUUCCCCAAAGGGGAGAACUGGGGAACCUGGACCUCCUGGAGAUGGUGGAUUCCCAGGAGAAGGAGGUGAUAAAGGCAAUCCUGGGAUUCAAGGGAGAGGAGGAGAACCUGGCAGAUACGGACUACCUGGAUUCCACAGAGGGGAGCCCGGCACACAUGGGCAGCCCGGGCUUCCCGGCCUCCCGGGCCCUCCAGGCUCAGCCGGGCUGAGAGGGACCAUUGGUUUUCCUGGAUUUCCAGGAGACCAGGGUGAGCCGGGUUCUCCAGGGCACCCUGGACUUCCUGGAAUUGAUGGAACAAGAGGACCUAAAGGAAACAAAGGUGAUCCUGCAAGUCAGUUUGGCCCACCUGGCCCAAAGGGUGAGCCAGGUAGCCUUGGAUGUCCAGGACAUUUCGGAGCACCUGGAGAGGAGGGCUUGCCCGGCACUCAAGGGCCCAGAGGACCACCUGGGAUGCCGGGUCUGCCUGGCUCCUCUGGACCACCUGGGUGUCCAGGUCAUCAAGGGGUUCCUGGGCCGAAAGGACAUCCAGGAGAAAUGGGGGAUCCUGGCCCAAGAGGCCUCACAGGAGAUCCAGGCACACCAGGUCUUCCAGGAAUAAAGGGUCCUUCUGGAUUGCCUGGCCUGAAUGGCUUGCAUGGUUUAAAGGGUCAGAAAGGAACCAAAGGCACUUCAGGUUUGCAUGAAAUGGGCCCACCUGGUCCAAUAGGAAUGCCAGGGCUGAAAGGGGAGACAGGAGACCCUGGGAGCCCCGGAAUUUCUCCUCCAGGCCUUUCUGGAGGAAGAGGUCCCCCAGGUCCCCCAGGGAGACCUGGGCCACCUGGUCCUGCAGGUGCCACAGGAAGAGCUCCUAAGGGUGACAUUCCUGACCCCGGUCCACCUGGAGAUUGGGGUCCUCCUGGCCCUGAAGGUCCAAGAGGAACCCCUGGACCCCGAGGGUCUCCUGGCAGUGUCGACCUUCUGAAAGGGGAGCCAGGUGAGGGCGGUCUACCAGGGCCUUCAGGUCCCCCGGGCCCACCAGGCCUUCCAGGACACAAAGGCUUCCCAGGAUGUGAUGGAAAAGAUGGGCAGAAAGGACCAAUGGGAUUCCCGGGGCCACAGGGGCCACCUGGACUUCCUGGGCCACCUGGAGAGAAGGGUUUACCUGGAAUUCCAGGCAUUCCAGGGCCCACCGGUCCUCCAGGUUCCAGAGGCGAACCUGGGCCACCUGCAGAUGUGGAUGACUGUCCUCGAAUCCCAGGGCUUCCUGGGGUCCCAGGCUCAAGAGGACCAGAAGGAGCCAUGGGGCCCCCUGGCACCAGGGGCCCCCCAGGACCAGGGUGCAAAGGAGAGCCUGGGCUGGAUGGCAGGAGGGGCGAGGAUGGUGUUCCAGGGUCUCCCGGGCCUCCCGGACACGAAGGUGACACAGGAGAAGCUGGCUGCCCUGGAGCACCAGGCCCUCCUGGGCCCACUGGGGAUCCUGGGCCCAAAGGGUUUGGCCCUGGGUAUCUCAGUGGCUUCCUCCUGGUUCUGCACAGUCAGACAGAUGGGGAACCUGCAUGCCCCCUGGGCAUGCCCCGGCUCUGGACGGGCUAUAGUCUGCUCUACGUGGAAGGACAGGAGAAAGCUCACAAUCAAGACCUUGGGCUGGCAGGGUCUUGCCUUCCUGUGUUCAGUACACUGCCCUUCGCCUACUGCAACAUCCACCAAGUGUGCCACUAUGCCCGGAGAAACGACAGAUCCUACUGGCUGGCCAGCGCCGCACCGCUGCCCAUGAUGCCACUCUCAGAGGAGGAGAUCCGCCCGUACAUCAGCCGCUGCACCGUGUGCGAGGCGCCGGCCCAGGCGGCGGCGGUGCACAGCCAGGACCAGUCCGUCCCGCCAUGCCCGCGGGGCUGGAGGAGCCUCUGGAUCGGGUACUCAUUCCUCAUGCACACAGGAGCUGGGGGCCAAGGAGGAGGGCAGGCCCUCAUGUCACCCGGCAGCUGCUUGGAGGACUUCAGAGCAUCGCCGUUCCUGGAAUGCCAAGGCCGGCAGGGAACUUGUCACUUCUUUGCAAAUGAGUACAGCUUCUGGCUGACAGCGGUGACACCUGACUUGCAGUUUUCCUCAGCACCAUCACCAGACAUCUUAAAAGAAAGCCAGGCCCAGCGCCAGAAGAUCAGCAGGUGCCAGGUCUGCAUGAAGUAUAGCUAGGGAACCCAUGACCUGCCAACAGGUCACCAAGAGAAACUUCCUAGGGGUGAAGAUGUCCAGGCUGCGCUCAGAGAUCCAAUGGUGCUUGCUUCAGACUCUGGUUCCUUCUGUUUCGAUGUGGCUGUUCCUAUAGGACCGUAGGAAAUUCCUCCCUCUGUUGGGGACAGGCUAAGCAAAUGCUACCCAUAAGGAUUUGUUUGGACUUACAGUCUACAUCAAUCCCAGAUACCCAGAUAUGCUUGUUUUUGAGGAUAAUGGAAGAGCUGGCUUUAUUUAAAAAUGUGCUGAUUCACAGGAAGGCAAAUAGAAGGUAAAGGCCAGAUUAUAAGUUAUAGUACUGAAAUCUUCAUUCAUUGGUUAAUAACACCUCAAACAAUUGAAGUGAAUUACUCUAUAAUAUAGUGGGCUUCUGGAUGGAUUUUACAAAGAAAAAUAAAUAGACCAACACAUGAAACUAGAAAAUAGAAAUUUCUAACAUUUCAAAAUGAUUUUCUCUGUCAUCUAUUCUUCCAUGCACUUUGAAUAAUUGUAAAACCAUGACCCAAGGAGAUUUAAAAGAAACCCACACAGCCAGCAUUAACAGUUCCUUUCAAAGCUGAAUGAAUCAUUAUGCCAGGAAGGACCCCAGUCGCUGUGUUCCAGAGACGGGACAUUAGCAUAAACACAGCACAGAUGAACAUAAAGCAUGUUCUCGUCUGUGUGUUUCAGAGAAUAGAAGCGCCUGCUUUGGCAACCCUUUUGAAAAGCAGCAAUUAGGGAAAAAAUAUAUUCAAUAAGGGAUUAAGAGCCUAAAAGCUAUUAAUGAAUAUUAAGGCAGUGAUUCACAAAAAUUGACUCCCCAUUGCAGUGAACUUCCAUACACACCGCCUCUGCCCAGCCGGGGGUCUGCGCGUCCCUGCUGCGCGCCUGCUAACCGGACUGAAGCCACAUGAGGCUCACUCAGCUGGUACAGGUUCAGACAAAGCACCUUCCUCCCCUCCCCAGGAGCGCCUACCAAGGAAGCCACGGCACUAUUUUAAAUGAAACAAAAACAACCUCCAAUUUGAAUUUUAUGUGCCUGCUACUGGUUUUUACAGGAGCAUCCUGUGUUCACAAUUUUAAAAACAUUGUUAUAUUUUAUGUCCAUAUUAUACCAAUGCAGCAGUUUGACAUUUGACAUUAAUAUUUUUUAUGAAAGAGUAGAAAUAAUUUAUUGUGAAAUAGUUUUCAUAGCAAAGGAUAUGCUUUUUAUUUUGGUAGAUUCGGUGGUCUAAUCCUAAAAAUCAAAAGCCUUGUUGGAAAAAAAUGUUAGGGAACUUGCCUACCUUAUUUUUAAAAAUGUCAUGUUAGAAAUUAGAUACAUUUCUCAUGCAUGAUCCUCAUUUUAGUACUUAGUUUCAAUGCACUUAAAAAUAAUUAAGAAAAAAACUCAACUAAAACCUUGUUUGUAAAUGUCUUCGUUGCCAAACAUUGAUUAGGAAUAAGCUCUUACAUGUAGAACGUGUUUCAAAUGAGUCUUGCUAUGGGGCUGCCCUCAGAAUGGCAAUUUAUUUACUUUUCAGUAAAAAGAGAAAUACACAUUUUUAGAUGAAAUAUUUUCUUGAUGUAGCAGAAUAUUUCCUAGCUCAUUUGACCCACUUAAUGGUUUUAUU
Molecule: messenger RNA, 7134 nt
Organism: Manis pentadactyla (Chinese pangolin)
Lineage: Eukaryota; Metazoa; Chordata; Mammalia; Pholidota; Manidae
Gene: COL4A4
Product: collagen type IV alpha 4 chain
Exons: 48
Coding region: 443-5503 (1686 amino acids)
Cellular component (GO): collagen trimer
Molecular function (GO): extracellular matrix structural constituent
Source: RefSeq, a predicted model, not a curated record